AUGAACACACUCCCCGUUGAAAUCUUUAUCGAGAUUCUUAGCCACCUUCCCCCCGCAUCAUUCAAGUCCGCGCGCCUCACCUCGCGCCAGUUCAACGCCGUCCUCGCGCAGCCCACCUUUUGCACGCUGCGCGGCUUCCUCGACGACGCCGACGCCGCCAUGGUCACUCUACUCCAGACGCUGCACGACCUCCCCGGCCGCCCGCGCGCCAUGUGGUCGCCGCACUGCAGCGUGCCCGCCGGCCUGCCGCUGCCGCCCAGCUUCUUGCGGGCCGUGUACGCGGCGUUGGGCGGGGCAGCGGGGCCGAGGAUGAAGAGGAGGAAAAGGAGGAGGAGCGGCGGCAGUGGACGGCGGCUUGAGCUGACGGAUUCGUCCGACGAGGGUAGCUCGGAUGAAUGGGAUAUGACGAGUCCAAGCAUUCUGGAGGGACAGGAGCAAGGGGAAGAAGAAGAGGAGGAGGAGGAGGAAGAGGAGGUGAGCACGGCAGUGGUGCUGCAAAGGCUGGGACGGCCAGAGGUCAACGAGGAUACGCUGCGGCAGGCGCUGUUUCGCUAUGCGUUGCACAAGAGUUAUGUAUACGACGGCGAGGGCGAGGCGCCGCAGCUAUGGGUCAUGAACUCGACAAAGUGGAAGUAUCAGCUUUGA
Messenger RNA from Beauveria bassiana ARSEF 2860, 645 nucleotides. RefSeq lists its product as uncharacterized. The record is from RefSeq and is a predicted model, not a curated record. Lineage: Eukaryota; Fungi; Ascomycota; Sordariomycetes; Hypocreales; Cordycipitaceae. Gene Ontology annotation, molecular function: protein binding. The transcript has a single exon. Bases 1 to 645 code for a protein of 214 amino acids.